AUGGCUGAGAGUUUCACCAAUGGCAUCUCCUAUCUUACGAUUCAAAAGGACCUCAUUGCCAAUCCGGCGAUGCAGGGAGAGUGGUCGAAGAAAAAGCUGGUAUGGAUACCUCAUGAAACUAAAGGGUUUGUAGCUGGGUCAAUGAAGGAGGAUCGAGGCGAUGAUGUGGUAGUUGAA
Messenger RNA from Enterobius vermicularis (human pinworm), 177 nucleotides. The record is from the annotation of a GenBank genome assembly. NCBI's taxonomy places the organism in Eukaryota, Metazoa, Nematoda, Chromadorea, Rhabditida, Oxyuridae.